Molecule: messenger RNA, 293 nt
Organism: Hyaloscypha bicolor E
Lineage: Eukaryota; Fungi; Ascomycota; Leotiomycetes; Helotiales; Hyaloscyphaceae
Exons: 1
Source: RefSeq, a predicted model, not a curated record
CUCCCUUAAACUACCAAAAAUGGAGGAACGUUCCAGCCUUCACUAUUGAUACAAGUAAUAGUUGUCGUCUAUUCCCGAUUCCCUGGUUGAACUGCCUUUCCUCUACCACUUCCAUCUGCACGGGUUACAACCCUUACUGGACGAAUCACACCCAUUAUAGACCCGGUCUCGUCGAAGUUGUUAAGUUCGCAGUCCAAAACACUGCUCUUUGCCCUCACAUUUUCCAUUAGUCAAAAUCACGCGCCAAUUAGCUCGGGAUCUUCGCACAAGGCCCUUUGAAAAUCGUAAGCGCG